AUGGCCGACAAGAACCAGAACGACUACUCGGACUCUGAGCCGCACGAGCGCUCGACCAUGGCCCAGCAAAAAGCCAUCAACAAAAAGAAGCAAGAGCGACGCGAAGCCGGUCUCCAAUCCGCCCGCUCGCGCUCCUCAUCGCGCCGUGCCCGCCGCGCCCGCCUCGAGGAAGACAAGAAGAACGGAAAGUACAUGCACACGACGCCGCUCGAGGUGCUCGAGGAGGCCGAUGCAAACGGUGACCUGCAGAAGAUGGGCAUGUUUGAGCGUAUCGGGCCCGACAGCACGUCCAUGGAUGGUCCUGUUACGUAUGCGCGUGCGAUGCGUGGUGAGAUUCCUAUGCGUGGCACGAAUCCCAAUGAGCCGUUUCGCAUGGAGCCGGAGAAGGGCGGGAGUGAGUUGAAGGAUCAGGAUGGAUUGAAGUUGACGCUUGAGGCAAAUCUGGAGAUUGAGAUUGAGCUCAAGGCGAGUAUUCGGGGGGAUUUGACGUUGAGUUUGUAG
Bipolaris zeicola 26-R-13 is the source of this 501-nucleotide messenger RNA. RefSeq lists its product as uncharacterized. Lineage: Eukaryota; Fungi; Ascomycota; Dothideomycetes; Pleosporales; Pleosporaceae. Bases 1 to 501 code for a protein of 166 amino acids. The transcript has a single exon. The record is from RefSeq and is a predicted model, not a curated record.